Messenger RNA from Lampris incognitus (smalleye Pacific opah), 3537 nucleotides. Its product is annotated as adhesion G-protein coupled receptor G2-like. Lineage: Eukaryota; Metazoa; Chordata; Actinopteri; Lampriformes; Lampridae. Gene Ontology annotation, cellular component: membrane. The record is from RefSeq and is a predicted model, not a curated record. Gene Ontology annotation, molecular function: G protein-coupled receptor activity. The coding region runs from base 1 to 3537 and encodes 1178 amino acids. The transcript is spliced from 23 exons. Gene Ontology annotation, biological process: cell surface receptor signaling pathway; adenylate cyclase-activating G protein-coupled receptor signaling pathway.
AUGGACAGCAAGGACCACGUGUCAGUUGUUGGUUUCGGAUUCUGCUGCUGCUCCUUCUACUCACAGCUGAAUGGCAACACCUGUAUUGCCCUGGUCAACACCGGCUCCACCAUCAGCUUGGUGAAACCAGGGGUCCUGGGGGAAGAAAUACAGUGGAUGUCAACGGAAGUAAAGAUGGAGACAGUUACAGGCCAGUGUGCUAGAAUGAAGGGGAGAAGUAAACUGACCCUGAAGAUGGGAGGAACAGAAGUACAGCAAGAAUUUUGGCUAGCAGACAUACAAGAGGGCUGUAUCCUUGGACUGGAUGCUUUGAGAGCCAUUGGUGCGGUGGUAUGGGCGGCUGGACCACAGCUGGAGGUGGGCAACCAAGUGCUGAAGGCCAUUACCGUGAAUUCAGAGCUUGACAAGUUACAAAUCAACUUCCUACAGUUUUCGGAGCACUACUGGCUAGAAGUUGCCAUAUAUGUGACGGGAGAUGAAAAGAAUGAGACAGACAUCAGCACUUGGCUCUACCACCUGUUCCAUAAUCACUUGGAGAGCUGCCUGUCCCCCAACCCUGCAGAACCAAACACCACAAGCUCAACAGGCUUUCUGCAAACCACAUCUGUCAGCCCAUCCUAUUACCCAACCCAUAACAUGACAACGUGGUCAUAUGACAACACGACAACUACAGCACCUCGCAACUUUACCACGGUGCCUCUAACUCCGAACUACAGCUCCACAACCUCAUCAAAUAACGUCAGCACCAUGACAAACCUACAUAGUGGGAAAAGUACAACGAGUGAUGUCAAAACGACAUGGUCAUAUGACAACACAACUACAGCACCUCACAACUUUGCCACGGUGCCUCAAACUCAGAACUACAGCUCCACAACCUCAUCAAACGACGUCAGCACCAUCACAAACCUACAUAGUGGGAUAAGGCCAUCUGCUCCUUCAACACACGUCACGUCCUCAUACAAUCACCAUACAACUCUUGAUGCUAACUACAGCAUGACGACAAACAACACAACCAGUACAACGAGUGAUAAUAAAAUGACCACUGUCAGUCUAUUCCAGGGACUGGAAGUUUCAUGCAUCAAUAAAACUCAGAUAAGGAAGACUAUCUGCACUGUGUUGCUGAAGCUGAGGCAGCGCAUAUAUCCCUGUUGCAUCCUCCAUUCGCUGUGUCUGGGUGGGAAAAACUCCACAAACAUCCAUGUGGUGGGAAAACGUGUGGAAAGCGUGGGGAGGUUGCGUCAGAGAAACGACACCACAGAGUGCAAUAGUUUCUCCAAACAUCCCAACGUUUGCAUCUCUACUGGUCCUGUCAAUGUCUCCUGUCCAAAUGCAACAUCUGCUCCAUUUCAAAUAUCUGUGCUGCCAAACACCACGUUCAACCCUACAAACACAACUUCAACCCCAAAGAAUGCCACAACCACUGCCCCAGACACCACCACAGCUGCUGCUAAUGUCACAGUGACAAUAAAACCCAACACAACUAUCACAACAGUCACCACUGUAAAUGUGUCGAGCUCUGAUAUGUCAUCUAUGGGUCCAACAACAGCCCCUGUAACCAGCAUACCAGGAUCAUCAGCCACAACAGAGAGCAGUGAGGGGCAAGCCAACAAGCUGCUAGAGCUUACUAGAGAUGUGUCCAGCCUCAACUCUAGCCAGGUGGACCUACUCGUGUCCCAGUUGGAGGAUCUUUUGGCCGGGCCCACCGUCAGCCUGGCUUUGGGAAACACCACCAUCCACAUUGUGAGCAAUCUGCUGGAUGCUUCUCCUGACACACUGGCUUCCUCCUCCAGCAGGAUCAUACAGAUUGUCGAUACAGUGGGGUUGAAGCUGGUUCUUCAAGAAGAAGCUGAGACCAUCCUCUCCCAGGCUCUCGCUCUGUCUGUGAAAACAGUAGAUGGCAGUAAUUUUCAAGAAACAUUUUUUUCCAUUUCAAACCCUAGCAAUGUACAGGUUCACGGGGAUUCAAGAACCAGGAGGCAUGUGAGGAAAGAGUCGUCCACCCCACAAGGGUCCAUCAAACUCCCACCUUCUCUGACAGAAAACCUCACCACUGAGCAGCAGCAGAUGGCCUCCAGAGUCCAGUUCAACUUCUACCAGAAGAACACAGUGUUUCAGGACAGAGCAAUGGGAGGGCGCAGGCUGAAUAGUGGGGUCCUGGGGGCCAGUGUGGCCAACCUGUCAAUUAAAAAUCUGCAAGAGGAUAUUGUAAUUCACCUGAAGAACACAGCGCCUAUUCCAGGUAAUUUUGUGGCUACAUGUGUCUUCUGGGAUUUUACGCGAAAUGAUGGAUCCGGUGGUUGGAACCCAAAUGGCUGCCGUGUACGGAACAGCACAGACAGUGAAACUAUCUGUGGAUGUAGCCAUCUAACAAGCUUUGCUAUACUGCUGGACCUCUCAAGAAAACCCAUAACCAGCCGGGUCCAGGCCAACAUCCUUACCUACAUCACAUAUAUCGGCUGUGGAAUCUCUGCCAUCUUUCUGUCUGUCACACUCCUCACCUAUUUGGCCUUUGGGAAGCUGCAGAAGGACAUCCCAUCUAAACUCCUCAUCCAGCUGUGCUUUGCUCUGUUGCUGCUGAACUUGGUGUUCCUCAUGGAUGCAUGGCUGGCUCUCUACCCAGAAGCUGUGGGCCUUUGCAUCUCCACCGCCUGGUUCCUUCAUUAUUUCCUGUUGGCCUCUUUCACCUGGAUGGGGCUUGAGGCCGUCCACAUGUACCUGGCCCUUGUUAAGGUUUUCAACACCUAUAUAUCGCACUACAUGCUCAAGUUCUCGCUGGUCGGCUGGGGCAUCCCGCUCAUUGUGGUCAUCAUCGUUAUUGCGGUUGACAAGGAUAACUAUGGCCUUGUUACCUAUGGAAAGUUUACUGAUGGCUCAACAGAUGGCUUCUGUUGGCUGAAAAAUGACGUCGCCUUUUAUGUGGCAGUGGUGGCCUAUUUCUGUGUAAUUUUUCUGUUCAACCUCAUCAUGUUUGCUGUGGUGAUGGUCCAGUUAUGUCGGAUAAAGAGGCAGAACCCCCACAACAUGCACCAUCGCAAUGUGCUGCACGAUGUACGUAGUGUGGCGGGGAUCACCAUCCUCCUGGGCCUCACUUGGGGCUUUGCCUUUUUUGCCUGGGGGCCGGUCAACCUCCCUUUCAUGUACCUCUUUGCCAUCUUCAACUCUUUUCAAGGGUUCUUUAUAUUUGUGUUCCAUUGUGCGGUGAAGGAAAAUGUGAGGCAGCAGUGGAGAACCUAUCUGUGCUGUGGCAAACUGAGAUUGGCAGAAAACUCCGAAUGGAGUCGUACUGUGACACAAAAAACUGCAAAGAAAUCAUCAGUUACCAGAGUAACAUCUCUUCAGUCUUUCAAGUCGUCCCAGUCCAAUAACUCCUCCAAUUCCUCCUCUUUCCUCGUCAGCGACUACUCUGAGCAGCUCAGUGGCAUUGGCAGUCCAUCUGGAGACAGAGCCAUCACAGUGGAUGAAGACCCCGGCUCAGAUGUGGUCCUCAACGAAAUCAACAGGCAGUUCAGAAAUCAGCAGGCAUCUUUACAUGUCUGA